This is a messenger RNA of Bactrocera latifrons, 1836 nucleotides long. It is a transcript of the gene emei, whose product is annotated as transmembrane protein 161B. The coding region runs from base 157 to 1734 and encodes 525 amino acids. NCBI's taxonomy places the organism in Eukaryota, Metazoa, Arthropoda, Insecta, Diptera, Tephritidae. The record is from RefSeq and is a predicted model, not a curated record. The transcript is spliced from 8 exons.
GUGUCAUAUUUCCCGGCCGAAGAAAUAGUUACUCCAAUAUUUUUUUAUCAUAGUACUCGUUAAGUAGCACAGUUUCCGCUUUUAAUUAACGCAUUAAUUAUGUAUUAAUUAGUGAGUGUAAUAUUUAAGAUUAAGCCACAAGAAACAGUGUAGAAAAUGGCAGUGCUCGGUGCACAAUUGGUGCUUACACUUUUAACCUUGAGUGUUAUACAAAAGAUAAGUCCACAUUUUUCCUUUGCCAAGUGGUUAUUAUGCGCGACAGGCCUUUAUAGAUAUUUACAUCCUUCGGACGAUGAGCUACGUACGUUAGCUGGUGUGCCUAAAGAGAAGCACACGAAAGGUGGCGGCAAAGGUAAUAAGGGAUAUGAGACACGAAAUGGCACGGGACAAUUUCACAUACCACGUAAUUUAGAAGUGCAACUUGAGACAACACCAGUGGUAGCACGCGAUGUUGUGCAUCUCAGAUAUUACACUGAAUACCAGUGGCUGGUAGAUUUUAGCGUUUAUGCAGCAGUUGUGUAUAUUUUAUCAGAGGUCUAUCACUACUAUUUUCCACUGAAAAAUGAGUUCAACCUAAGCAUGAUUUGGUGCCUGUUGGUUGUCUUCUUUUCGCUCAAACUACUCUCGUCGCUUACAUGGUUGUAUUUUCAAAAUGAAGAGUCGAUCGGUGAACGUUCCAUGGUAAUAGUCGCCUGCUUAGUUUACCUACUAAUUGCUAUGAUUGUACUCAUCAUUGAUGAACGCCACCUUGAGACGGGGCUGGAACACGCAUAUAGUAGCUUUAACGCGAGUGCUUCAGAGUUCCUUGCGGCACAGGGUUUGCCCUCUUCUGGUCCCGCAUCCAAGCUGAUUGUGAAACUCUGCAUGGCAGUUUGUUGCGGCCUUUUAGGUGCAAUCUUCACCUUCCCAGGUUUACGCAUGGCAAAAAUGCAUUGGGACUCUUUGAAAUACUGCAGCGGUCGUAAAACAUUACAACUACUACUCAAUAUCAGUUUUAUAUUGCCUUUUCUGUUGAUAAUACUCUGGAUCAGACCUAUAAGCAGAGAAUAUCUGACUGAACGUGCAUUCGAGGGCAUGCAGAAACCAUUGCUUUCAGUGGAGGCAUUCGAAACAAUGCGCCUCAUUAUUGUCGUUUUAGUAGUUUUACUACGUUUCGCCUUAAUACCCAUCUAUUUGCAAUCUUAUUUAAAUCUAGCGCAUGACAAAAUCGUCGAUUUACGCAAAGAAGCCGGUCGCAUUACAAAUGUGGAGUAUCAGAAGAAGAUUUCCUCCAUAUUCUACUACCUCUGCGUGGUCACACUGCAAUUCGCCGCACCGCUGUUGCUCUGCUUAUAUCUCACUUUGAUGUACAAAAGCUUAGGUGAAUUUACUUGGGCUGGCAUACUGAAAAGCAGCAACAGUAGCAGCAUUUGCACAGAUAUGUGUCCAUUAAGCGAGGCGGCUUCGGUCGUUGAUGAAGUAGAGUUGGCAGGUACGACAGCUUUGCCGCCAGUUGCCACAACAAUAAUGAGCAGCAUGCCAGCGUCCGAUAGUGGUGAACAUAUUCAAGGCGAAGAUUUCAAUAUUUUAGAAUCUGCAAAUGCUAUACAUGCGCAAUGGAUUAGUUUAAAAAAUGUUUUCAACGCGGACGUGUACAAAGGUUUUCUGGGCUUUGCCAGCUGGUGGAGUUAUUUUACACUUUUCACCUCCUCAGCUUUGGGUAUUGUGUACCAAUCAUAUUUUAGCAACACGUGAAGCUUCAUUUUGUUGACAGUCAAGCACAUAUAUUUGCAUAGUUUGGCAUUUUUUCGAAUUUGUUAUCAUUUUGAAAGUUUUUGAUUAGGAUAUUAUGUAAUU